GACACUGUGUACCAAAGAAAUGGUGAUGGAGAAGCCCAGUCCCCUGCUCGUAGGGCGGGAGUUCGUGAGACAGUACUACACUCUGCUAAAUAAAGCUCCUGACUUCUUGCACAGGUUUUAUGGCAGGAAUUCUUCUUACGUCCAUGGAGGACUGGACGCCAGUGGGAAACCGCAGGAAGCAGUGUAUGGUCAAGCUGAGAUACACAAGAAAGUGAUGUCAUUACAGUUCAGCGAAUGCCACACCAAGAUUCGUCACGUGGAUGCUCACGCUACCCUGAGUGAUGGGGUGGUUGUGCAAGUAAUGGGGGAGCUGUCAAACAACGGGCAGCCGAUGAGGAAGUUCAUGCAGACUUUUGUGCUUGCUCCAGAAGGUUCUGUUCCAAACAAGUUCUAUGUCCACAAUGAUAUCUUCAGAUAUGAAGAUGAAGUAUUUGGGGAUUCAGAAGGAGAACUUGAUGAAGAGUCUGAGGAAGAGGUGGAAGAGGAGCAGGAGGAGAGACAACCAUCACCUGAACCUGUGCAAGAGAAUGCAAGCAGUACUUACUAUGAAAACCAUCCUGUAACCAAUGGGAUAGAGGAGGCACUAGAAGAAUCAUCUCACGAACCUGAGCCAGAAUUGGAAUCUGAAACGAAAACCGAGGAGCUGAAAGCUGAAGUUGAAGAGAAGACCCUUGAGGAGCUAGAAGAGAAGUCUCCAUCUCCACCUCCUGUAGAACCUGUUUCACUACCACAAGAACCACCAAAGGCUUUCUCUUGGGCUUCAGUGACCAGUAAAAACCUGCCUCCUAGUGGUACUGUUUCUUCCUCUGGAAUUCCACCCCAUGUUAAAGCACCAGUCUCACAGCCAAGAGUUGAAACUAAACCUGAAGCCCAGUCUCAACCUCCUCGUGUACGUGAACAGCGUCCCAGGGAAAGACCGGGUUUUCCGCCCCGAGGACCUCGGCCAGGUAAUGUGGAACAGCUUGUGUGUCUGCUUGGGCCUAGUUAA
Molecule: messenger RNA, 988 nt
Organism: Eurypyga helias (sunbittern)
Lineage: Eukaryota; Metazoa; Chordata; Aves; Eurypygiformes; Eurypygidae
Product: ras GTPase-activating protein-binding protein 2-like
Exons: 8
Coding region: 20-988 (322 amino acids)
Cellular component (GO): ribonucleoprotein complex; cytosol
Molecular function (GO): mRNA binding
Source: RefSeq, a predicted model, not a curated record